This is a messenger RNA of Naegleria lovaniensis, 1797 nucleotides long. RefSeq lists its product as uncharacterized. The record is from RefSeq and is a predicted model, not a curated record. The coding region runs from base 1 to 1797 and encodes 598 amino acids. Gene Ontology annotation, biological process: regulation of mRNA processing; spliceosomal complex assembly; protein phosphorylation. The transcript is spliced from 2 exons. NCBI's taxonomy places the organism in Eukaryota, Heterolobosea, Eutetramitea, Acrasida, Naegleriidae. Gene Ontology annotation, molecular function: ATP binding; protein kinase activity.
AUGCACCAUAUUGAAAACAAUGUAUCAUCUUUGAGUCUGUCAUCGACGACAGGCGAAUCCACAUCAUCCUCUUCGGUAAUAACUACCACUACCACCACUAAUACAACAGAAUUAUUAUCCUCCGAUACAGCCUCCAAGGAAGAAUCUAAAAGUAAAAAAUCAACACCCCACUCCUCUUCAAAAAAGAAACAAUCAUCUACAUCAUCAUCAAAUACUCACUCCGAUGCAUUUAUUGCACAACAAUUAAUGAAACGAAUUAAAGAGAAAAAAGGAGGAGUGAAAGUCGUACAAAAAAAAACAACCACCACCACCGUAUCGUCAUCUUCCAAAGAUCAUGAUUAUUCCGAUACAGAAAACGAGCCACAAAAUGAAUAUAAAAAAGGAGGUUAUCAUCCGGUUGCAAUUGGUGAUCGUUUGGGCAAUGAUCGAUAUGUGGUGGUUUAUAAAUUAGGUUGGGGAUAUUUUAGUACGGUUUGGUUGUGUUAUGAUUUAGCGGAGAAGGUUUUUAGAGCUGUGAAAAUUCAGAAAAGUCAGAAAGAUUUCUCAGAUGCAGCCAUGGAUGAAAUUAAAUUAUUGAAAGAUGUCAUGAACAAAUUUUCAGAAUUGUAUGGCCAUCCUCAGGAACAAGUCAUGACAAAAGAUGCAACGUCGACCAUAGAUGAAGCAGCAGCGAAUGGCAGCCAUUCCAUUGAGAAGGCAUCAAACAUUUCAUCAUCCAUGACGAGUAUUGACUAUUCAAAAUUAAGAGUGGUUGGAAUGUUUGAUCAUUUUUUGGUGCGUGGAGUGAAUGGAACGCACGUUUCAAUGGUUUUCGAAGUUGUGGGUCAAAAUUUGUUGAAAUUAAUCGAACAAUACGAAUAUAAGGGAAUGCCACUCAGUUUAGUGAAAAUUAUUAUGAGAGACGUUUUGGAAGGUCUAGAUUUGUUACACUCACAUUGUAAAAUAAUUCAUACGGACAUCAAACCGGAAAAUAUUUUAAUUGUGAAGCCAACGAACAAGAUUCAACAUAUUAUGGACCACUAUCAAGUACCAGAUUUUGACACACCACUCGAAGAAAGAGAUGUCUCAACUCUCAACAAGAAACAAUUGAAAAAGUUGAAACAAAAACUCAAGCACGAGAAUCGAUUGAAAGAGCUCCAAGAAUUGGAAGAGAAAAUUGCAACACUCGAAAAGAAAGGCUCGGCCAACGCUGACCACGAUGAGCACAGCCAAGCACUUAAAUUAUUGGCAGAAAAUGCACCUUCAGAAUCGAUCGACGUCGAGAAUAUUCGAGUGAAAAUUGCAGAUUUUGGAAAUUCUAUUUUUUCUGACAAGAAAGUCACCGAUGAUAUUCAAACCCGUCAAUAUCGAGCACCUGAAGUCAUCAUUGGUGCUCGAUAUUUCUCUGCGGCCGAUAUAUGGAGCGCAGCAUGUUUGGCAUUCGAAUUGGCAACAGGUCAAUAUCUCUUCGAUCCUCAAUCAGGUCGAACCUAUUCUCGCGAUGAGGACCAUUUAGCAUUAAUGAUUGAAUUGUUGGGACCCUUUCCACACGAAUUACUUUCGCGAGGUUCGAAAACCACUAAAUUCUUCAACGCCUCAAAAGGAGAAAUGUUGAAUAUAAAAAAGUUCAAACCCACUUCCUUAAAACAGAAAUUGACCGAAGGGUAUGGAAUGGAUGAAUGGGAAGCAACGGAAUUGAGUCAAUUCCUAAUGCCCAUGCUUGAAAUGAUGCCAGAGAAACGAGCCACAGCCAAGCAAAUGUUGCAACAUCCAUUCCUUAAGAAGAAGAAGGAGGAGGAGAAGACGCAUGGUGAAUGA